This is a messenger RNA of Daldinia childiae, 1041 nucleotides long. Its product is annotated as Protein disulfide-isomerase. Gene Ontology annotation, cellular component: endoplasmic reticulum. The transcript is spliced from 5 exons. NCBI's taxonomy places the organism in Eukaryota, Fungi, Ascomycota, Sordariomycetes, Xylariales, Hypoxylaceae. Bases 1 to 1041 code for a protein of 346 amino acids. The record is from RefSeq and is a predicted model, not a curated record. Gene Ontology annotation, biological process: response to endoplasmic reticulum stress; protein folding. Gene Ontology annotation, molecular function: protein disulfide isomerase activity.
AUGAAGAUCAGAAGUACGGAACUCUUAUAUCUGCUAGCAGGCACUAGAAUAGCCGUAGCAUGGGAGCAUUCCAGCGAGGAUGAGUUUCGUCGAGCUAUAGCCGGUCAUAACCAUGCUCUAGUUGCUUUUAUAGAACCAACAACAGCCGCCAGCCAAGUUCUAGAACCAGAAUGGACGUCUGCGGCGGAGUCAGAGAAGAAAUCUCUAAUAAGCGUAGACUGCGCUUCGGCUGCAAGCUUGUGUAAGGAGUUCGAUGUCAUCUCAUAUCCCGCCUUACGAUUUUUCGAUGGCCAUGGGAAGAUGACACCGUACCGAGGCCCUAGGAGGAGAUCCUCGAUACUCUCAUAUCUAAAAAGGGCGGUGCGUCCCACCGUUAUGGUCUUAAACUCCGAAAAGAAGGCUGUAGCAUUCCAGUCCAGUGAUGACUACGCAGUCGUCGCGCGGAUAAACCCGCAAGACCAGCAUGUCAAGAUCUUGUACGAUACACUCGCCUCCCAGUACCGAGACCGCUUGUCUUUUGGAUCAGCGGAAACAGAUAAAACGACAACAGUGACGUGCUACAAUAACCGCGACAGCCAACAAUUCACUAUUUCAGACUUAACGGCUAUUGACGCUCUGCCUCAGCUCAUUGAGAAUUGCCUCACACCCGUGAUCGGAGAGUUUACUCGGACGAACGAAAUGAAGUACCUUCAGUCCGGCAAGUCGCUCGUCUUCUACUUCUCCUCGUCAUUUGCGGAGCGGGAAACGUACGUGGCGGCCAUGCGGUCCGUAGCCAAGAUGUACAAAGAAUAUCUAAGCUUCGUGACGGUAGAUGCCAACGAAUACGGAGACCUAGCCGCGCCCCUGGGCCUGGUGCCCGGCAUUUUUCCCGCGCUGUCGGUACAGAAUCCUAUGUUCGGCAAGGUAUUCCCGUAUCCUCGAGGACGGGAUAUCGCACCCGAAGUUGUAGGCGCGUUCCUAAUGGAUAUCGGCCAAGGCAAGGUUGAGCCAUGGGAUGGGACGAUGAGCGCAGAUGGAGGGCGUGCACACGAUGAACUAUGA